Aspergillus neoniger CBS 115656 is the source of this 2043-nucleotide messenger RNA. Its product is annotated as putative MFS transporter. Bases 390 to 1997 code for a protein of 535 amino acids. NCBI's taxonomy places the organism in Eukaryota, Fungi, Ascomycota, Eurotiomycetes, Eurotiales, Aspergillaceae. Gene Ontology annotation, cellular component: membrane. Gene Ontology annotation, biological process: transmembrane transport. Gene Ontology annotation, molecular function: transmembrane transporter activity. The transcript has 3 exons. The record is from RefSeq and is a predicted model, not a curated record.
CCGCCACCGAUCAGCAUGGCUGUCCGCCCUCGCCAUCACUAGUCGCAAUCGCGAUUGAUUAAUGCCCCGCGACUUCCAAUGCAGCGUCGGGCGCUACGAGGGCCCAGCUCUCCUUCGGAGAUCUCCCGGCUUAUCCUAGCCAAUGGAUGCCCUAGAUGGGGACAAAUUUUGCAGGGCCGUCCAGGUUGAAGAACGACUAGCGAACGGAGUUAUGCAUGGGUCGCAAGCUGGUCCAAAUCCCGCUGAAAACUAAAAGUGGAAGAGUCAUGAUAGAUAAGCUGGCUGCUGCCAACUCUUUCCCCUCAGAAAUGUAGCCCAACGUCUUCCUCGGAAUAUGCCACUACGCUUGCAACUGUCGCAUCUGUUCUUCGAUCGCUCGCGUGUGCAUCAUGGAUCCCAAAUAUUCCGACACGGUUGUCGUUGAGAGCCACCAUGGUAAGGUCGAAAGCACGCGGGAAGCCCAAGGUUACGCGGAUCUCGACCCGGAAGAAUUGAAGGCUCUCGAGACUCGAAUCCGAUGGAAGACCGAUUUGCGCCUCUGCACCAUUGCUGGUAUCUUGUGCAGUCUCAAUCUGCUUGAUUCCGGCAUCUUGUCAUCAGCCUCGGUUACCAGCAUGCCCGACGACCUUGAUCUUGUUGGCACGCGAUACUCCGUCUCGGUCUUCAUCUUCACCAUCGCCAGUAUCGUCUUCCAGCUGCCAUCGACCAUCGCAGUCCGCUGGGUCGGGCCACGCAUCUGGUUCGCAUGCAUUGCCUUCGCCUUCGGACUGAUCACAAUGUGCACGGCCUUUAUCCACACCUGGAAGGAGAUGAUCGCCCUCCGCGUGCUCCUGGGUAUGUCCAUGUCGGGAAUUUACCCGGGUCUGACCUAUCUCAUCAGCGCCUGGUACCCGCGGCGGGAGCAGCAGCUGCGAUUCGCCCUGAUGCAGUCGGGUGAAGUCAUCGGUCUCGCGACAGGUUACAUCGUGAACUACGGCCUAGAAUUGUUGGAUGGAAGAGCAGGCAUGCAAGGCUGGCGCUGGAUGUACCUCGUGCAGGGCCUCAUUAGCUGUGUCAUUGGAAUAGCCACCUACUGGUGGAUCGUCGACUUUCCAGAGAAUGCGCAUCGCAGCUUUUGCUUCAUGUCCGAGCUGGAGGCCCGUGUCGCUGCUCAGCGCAUCAAGGCAGACCGCGAUGAUAUCGUCCCGGACCCGUUCUCAUGGCGCAAGGUUCUCGCACCCUUCGCCGACCCGAAACUGUACGGCUUUGCCUGCAUGUACUUCCUGUUGAACCUGGUAUCAACUGCGUUGAACUAUUUCCUCCCCAUGAUUCUCGAGGAUGGCAUGGGGUUCUCGAGCAACGCUUCAAUUCUCCUGUCCACGCCGCCAUAUUACUGGGCUGUCAUCCCCGUCAUCUUCACCUCCUUCGUCGGAGACAGACUCCGCAUCCGCGGCCCCCUCAUCGCCUUCAACGCCCUCUGCCUCAUCGCCGGGUUCCUCAUGUUCGGCCUCCCGUCAUCCACGCAAGUCACCGUCCGAUACAUAGGAACGUUCCUCGCGACAGGAGCAUACGUCUCCAACUGGGCAGCUCUGAACGCCUUUAUGGCCAAUAACGUGGUUGGCCAAUGGAACCGCGCGACCACAGCGGCGGCAGUGUCAGCCUGUAAUGGCCUGGGCGGUGUUGCGGGUAGCUACAUUGUACGACAGCAGGAAGCACCGCGAUAUGAGACGGCAGUCUGGGUGUCUAUCGGAUCCCAUAUCCUAAUGAUAGCUCUAGUGUGCGUUUUCACCUUGUUUUUCUGGCACCUCAAUCGGCAGCAGAAGCACAAGGGAAGGCUUAUCCAGAAUAUGGUAUGUCUUGCUUAUGAGGCUAUUGAUAGAAAUUUUUCUACUAAAAAGAGUGUUGCAGGUCGGAUUCCGCUAUACUUACUAAUUACUGUUUCUGGUUAUAUACGGCAAGGCCAUAUUAGAACUAAAGGAGAUAUACAUAGUUAUACGAUGAUGACUCAAGAUCAGUGAUGAAGAUGAACGUGCAGGAUUGAUAGAAUUUACCAGUAGUACUAGC